Lycium ferocissimum is the source of this 1134-nucleotide messenger RNA. RefSeq names its product glucuronoxylan 4-O-methyltransferase 1. The transcript has a single exon. The record is from RefSeq and is a predicted model, not a curated record. Gene Ontology annotation, biological process: xylan biosynthetic process. Lineage: Eukaryota; Viridiplantae; Streptophyta; Magnoliopsida; Solanales; Solanaceae. Bases 55 to 882 code for a protein of 275 amino acids.
AAUAUAUAUCUCUUUACCUCGUAGAUUUAAACAAAACUUGUAUAACUCCCAAGUAUGAGAUCUAAAACACAUACUUCACUUAGCCUAAAGCUUCUUCUCAUAUCAGUUUUCAUAGCUUUCUUACUUCUCUUUGUGUUGAGAUCAAGAUUAACAUCUUCUAAUGAAAUAUCAAGAUUACCAGCAAGUACUUGUUCAUCACCGAAAUGUAACAAAAUCCCAUCAUCAGUAGCCAAAUCCCUCAUCCACUACUCAACCUCAGCCAUUACACCUCAACAAACACUCAAAGAAAUAUCAGUAUCAUCCAAGAUUCUAGACAAGAAAUCACCUUGCAACUUCCUUGUAUUUGGUCUUGGCCAUGAUAGCCUAAUGUGGCACACACUCAACUAUGGAGGGCGAACGAUCUUCCUCGAAGAAGAUGAGGCAUGGAUACAGCAAAUCAAGAAGAGAUUUCCCGUGUUAGAGUCCUAUCAUGUUACAUAUGAUAGUAAAGUUAACCAAGCAAAUGUUUUAAUAGAAGCAGGGAAAGGACCAGAGUGUACAACUAUAGCUGAUCCUAGAUAUUCAAUGUGUCAACUUGCCUUAAAAGGGCUGCCUAGUGAAAUUUAUGAUACAAAAUGGGAUUUGAUUAUGGUGGAUGCACCAACAGGGUACUAUGAUGAUGCACCAGGGAGAAUGACAGCCAUUUAUACUGCAGGGAUGAUGGCAAGGAACAAAGAAGAAGGAGAGACACAUGUGUUUGUGCAUGAUGUGAAUAGGGAUAUUGAGGACAAGUUUUCUAGGGAAUUUUUGUGUGAAGGAUAUAUGAAGAAACAAGUUGGGAGGCUAAGGCAUUUUACAAUUCCUAGUCAUAAGAGCAACUUGGAUAUGCCAUUUUGCCCCUAGAUUUUCUUGAACCAUUUUUUUUUUUUUGGUUUAUUCUAUGUCUCUAUAUUUUUUUUUUCAUGUUUUGAGGGUGGGUGAAUGGGAAGAUCCUCAUGAUGGAUCAAUCAUGAGGAUAUUGUUUUUUGAGAGAGGAGAGUAAAUCAGUACUAUUACCAAUAAAUUGGGAAUGUUAUGUUAUGACUUUGAUGUCUGAUAUAAGCAUAUGAAAUUAGGGCUACUUUUUUAAUGUAUUAGGUUUGGGUCUUGGUACGA